AUGGAAUGGCCGAAGGAGGCGGAUCGCGAGGUAUCUGCUACUGUCGCGCUUGACCCGCGGCUUGAUUUUGCAGCGGGCACCGUCGCAGGCAUGGCCGCCAUAGCAGUCGGAUUUCCAUUUGAUACAGUCAAAGUAAGAUUGCAAAGCUCCGCAGUUGCCAACCAAUACAAGUCUACAUUUCAUGCGCUGGCUACCAUUCUACAUAAAGAACAUGUGAGCGGUCUAUAUCGUGGCAUUGCGUCGCCUCUCGUCACUGCUGCACCUUUGAAUGGCUUGGUUUUUUCCGUAUAUCGGUUUCUCACGAAGAUUCAACUCAAAGAUGCGGAUGAUACGCUUUCCCUCACCCAAGUCACUCUAGCCGGCGCUGGCACAGGUUUCGUCGGAACGCUUAUCACAACGCCUACAGAGCUGAUCAAGACGCAACAACAACUCAUCCAAUCCGCUGCAUCUACAUCUACAACGUUCAGACCUCCGAGCAGUGCUGGUGAUGUGGUCUCGUAUGUUUUGAAGCACCAUGGCAUGAAGGGCUUAUACCGCGGAAUGUCCGCGACGGCUUGGCGCGAUGCCGGCUAUGGACCCUACUUCGCCGCGUAUGAGGCGACUAUCCGCUUCUGGCCGCGUCCAGCAGGAGUCACGGAUCGAACGGUAUCGACGGCCCCAUGGUAUGCACUGCUGUGUGCGGGCGCGAUGGCGGGCGUGGCCGGGUGGAUAGUGACAUUCCCGUUCGACGUCGUCAAGACCCGGGUGCAGAGUACGUUUGCGACAACGCCCCACGACCCGUACCGGAGUACCCUCUCGACGAUCGUGCACUCGUAUCGGAAUGAAGGCCUACGGGUGUUCUUUCGAGGCUUGUCGCCCACGUUGAUCCGGUCGAUACCUGUCAACAUGGUGACGUUCACAACCUUUGAGGCGAUUGUACAUACAUUCUCUUGAGAUGGAGCACGCCGCAGAUCCUCACUCUGCGACAUGACUGUCAGGCGUUCUCAGUUUGUAAUCUACCUGGACUAUGAUCAGACAAGAUGUGCGGGGAGGAGGGACUACCGGCAUAGAUCAUGAUGCAGUCGUGCUGAGAUGUCCUGCAGAAGCUCGAAUAAACUUUAUUUUCCCGCUG
Messenger RNA from Postia placenta MAD-698-R-SB12, 1111 nucleotides. RefSeq lists its product as hypothetical. Gene Ontology annotation, biological process: transmembrane transport. The transcript has 8 exons. Bases 1 to 933 code for a protein of 310 amino acids. The record is from RefSeq and is a predicted model, not a curated record. Gene Ontology annotation, molecular function: transmembrane transporter activity. NCBI's taxonomy places the organism in Eukaryota, Fungi, Basidiomycota, Agaricomycetes, Polyporales, Adustoporiaceae.